AUGGCCUCAGACUCGGAAUCAUCGUCAGGAACUGAACACGAACCGUCGACCGACAUGCCCUCAUUCAUCGCGACGCUCAAAGCUUCGAAACGGAUCAUCGCAGUUGCUGGUGCUGGCCUCUCUGCCGCAUCUGGUAUUCCUACAUUCCGAGGCGCGGGCGGGCUGUGGCGCAAACACGAUGCUAUUGGGCUCGCCACUUCCGAAGCGUUCCACGUGAACCCUUCUCGCGUGUGGCAGUUUUACCACUACCGCCGAGAGAAGGCCCUUACCGCGGAGCCUAAUCCGGGCCACCUCGCGCUCGCCAUGUUCUCCAUCCCGUCAAUCAGACAGAAGAUCGCCCCUGGUGUGGAGUUCACGCUCAUCACCCAGAACGUCGAUGGGCUGAGUCGUCGGGCUCUCGACGUCAUCGCCAACUCGCACCCCGAGCUCGCAGACGAGAUCCGCUCGCCAGCAGUGCAGAAUUCAAUGCUGGAGAUGCACGGUCGGCUUUUCGACGUCGUGUGCACAAGCCCUGCCUGUGGACAUAGAGAGCACAACACAUCGUCGCCGAUAUGCCCAGCACUGGCCGGGACCGAGGAGGUUUUCUCAGGGGACGCGCCGGAGCCGCACAUCGACGAGGGGGACCUGCCGCGGUGUACGCGGUGCGGGUCGCUUGCACGGCCCGGCGUAGUCUGGUUCGAUGAAACGCCAUGGUACCUCGGCCAGAUCGAGGAACUUGUGGCUCAAGCUGAUCUCUGCAUAGUUGCUGGGACAUCUUCCACUGUUUAUCCGGCUGCGGGCUAUGCAUACGACGUGCAAGACAACGGGGGAAAGACAGCGGUAUUCAACCUCGACCGUAGCGACGGAGAUCAGGAGGCUGACUUCCUGUUCAUUGGGCCGGCGGAAGUCACCUUGCCUAGAGCAAUGGGGCUUCAAUAGACAACGCCCGGUAUAGGCGUAUGCAUGGCAUCGUUAGCCAUGCGCGUCAUGAAGAAUCUAUGAUCUUGCC
Molecule: messenger RNA, 988 nt
Organism: Trametes versicolor FP-101664 SS1
Lineage: Eukaryota; Fungi; Basidiomycota; Agaricomycetes; Polyporales; Polyporaceae
Product: DHS-like NAD/FAD-binding domain-containing protein
Exons: 4
Coding region: 1-918 (305 amino acids)
Molecular function (GO): protein-succinyllysine desuccinylase activity; protein-malonyllysine demalonylase activity; NAD+ binding
Source: RefSeq, a predicted model, not a curated record